AUGAUCAUAGAACAAAAGAAAAAAUUCCAUCCGGUAAAGUUCAUUAAUCUCUCAAUCAGUGCACUCGGUGUUUUUGAAAAAGAAUCUUCAGCUUUUAUACAAAUGUUGGAACGUUUGAACUCAGAUAAGGCCUGUGUUAAAUAUAUAAUUAGGAAAAUCAUUGGUAUAGGUAAUCAUGCGAUGGCGAGUGCAAUUAGGGAUUAAUAGUACGAGUGAUGUUUGGAAAUUUUGCCAAAAUUGGACGAGCCGCCGGGGCGAGUCCAAUUUGGCAAAUUUCCAAACAUCACGAGUACUAUUAAUCCCUAAUUGUACGAGCAACAUCGCAUGAUUACUUGUUUAUUAUUAGCAUGACAAAAUUGGAUACGUACUUCUCAAUGUCAACAUCAUAUUCUCUCGUCAAAGCCCACUCCAAUUUGGUGCUUUUGUUCGUAUUUUCAUUUAGUUCUUUUGUUAAAGCAAGAUUUGGUGCUUUUGUUCGUAUUUUCAUCUAGUUCCUCUAGGGCAAUUUCAUUUCACGUUUGUGUUUAUACGUGAAAUGAAAUUCCGCACCACUGUAUAGCGCCUUUACGCGAAGCGUAAAACGAAAUAAAUUAUGACUAAUCGACUAUCAAAAUUUAUUGAUAAAAACAAAAUAUUAUCAAAACAUCAAUAUGGGUUUAGGAAAAAUAGAUCGACAGAAUAUGCAUUAAUUGACUUUACCAAUAAAAUUACCCAAGCAAUUGACGAAGGAAAAUACUCAAUUGGUAUUUUCCUUGAUUUAUCAAAGGCAUUUGAUACAAUUGAUCACAAGAUUCUGAUAAAGAAAUUGGAACAUUAUGGUAUCAGGGGAGUGGCCAAAGAAUGGUUUGAAAAUUACUUACACAAUAGAAAACAAAUAGUCAAAUAUAAUGGAGUACAAUUGGAGGAAAUGACUAUUUUAAGCGGUAUCCCACAGGGAUCAGUGUUGGGUCCUUUAUUGUUUAUUUUAUACAUAAAUGAUAUUCAAUACUGCAGUGAACUGAUUUCCAUCGUUUUAUUUGCUGAUGAUACAAACAUUCUUUAUAGUCAUACUUGUCUUAAAAAGUUGAACGAAAUUAUUCAAAAUGAAAUGAAUGAAAUUACAGAUUGGUUGAAUGCCAAUAAGCUAUCUAUAAACACUGAAAAAACAAAAUUUAUUCUUUUUAGAUAAAAAAAUAAGAAACUUAAUGGUUUAAUAAACAUUUCAAUCAAUAAUAAAAUAUAAGACAAGUAAAAAACAUCACAUUUCUAGGAAUUGUCCUUGACCAAUUUCUGACAUGGAGUAAUCAGUUGGAUUUGAUUACGAAAAAAAUUAUCAAAUGUGUGGCAAUUAUUUCCAGGAUUCGACAUUUCACAAACCUAAAUUCCUUAAAGCUAAUAUAUUAUGCUUUGGUCUAUCCAUACCUAACUUAUGGUAAUUUACUCUGGGGUAACACCUAUAAAUCACGUUUUCAAAAGUUAGUGAAUAUUCAAAAAAAGAUUGUCAGAUUAAUGACUUUCAAAUCUUAUUUCGAUCAUUCAGAACCAAUUUUUAAUGACUUACAAAUACUCAAUUUAUAUAAAAUAAAUGAUUAUGUACUGUUGAAUAAACGACCAGGAGUGUUUUAUUAGGUUUAAACCCACGAGUGCGCUGCGCGAGUGGCUUUAGACCUAAUAAAACACGACCUGCGAGUUUAUUAAACUGCUUCAAACACGACUACAAAUUCAAUAGAUAUACUGCCUUAUUAGUAUUCUUUAUAUAAAGAAUACUAAUGAGGACACGACUACAAUAGAUACUGCCUUAUUAGUAUUCUUUGUAUAAAGAAUACUAAUUAGGAGUGUUUCAUCAGGUUUAAAGUCACUGCACGUGACAUAUUAUGGUUGACAUGAUUUGUCAAUUAGCUUAUGAAUUAUUAAUGAGUGUUUGAAUUAACGAGUAUAUUCAUGUUUCGGUAUUUUCAUCUACAGAAUCUACCAGAAUUAUUCAUAAACUAUUUUUUGACAAAUAAGCAAAUUCAUAAUCAUAACACAAGAAAUUCUUCGUUGCUACACAAAAGGAGUAUAAAACAAACUAUACCAAACAUAGUCUUGCCAAUAAAGGCAUAGAUGUGUGGAAUAAUCUUCCCCAAAAAAUAAAGAACCUAGGUCUUAUGCUUCCUUCAAAUCAAUAAUUAAAAAGUACUUUUUACAACUAGAUUUAACAAUAUAAUAUGUUUUUGUAAAUAUAAUUAUUCAUAUGUAUUAUAUUAUACUUCUUUUCCUUAAUAAUUAUCUGAAAAACACUCGAACUGACACGAGCUUAAAUUUAUUGAUAUAGCUUAAAUAAUAAACCUAGGGGCCUAAAAAAAAGCCAUGUGGUUUCUAGUAGGCUCCUAGCCCAUUUCUUAUGUAUAUAUCUAUUCCUUGUAUAUGUAAUAUUUUGGGCGAAAAAUAUUUAAAAAAAAAAAGAAAAGAAAAGCAAUUUAACCUUACUUCAACAUUAAACACCUAGGGUUUCACGGAGACAAGCGGAGAUCGUUUGGACGUUCCAGAUAUAGUGGUCGUGCUCACAGAUGGUCAGUCUCGUAAUCCUCAGCGGACAAUCGAUCAAGCCAAGCGCCUGAAAGACAACGGAGUGCGGAUCAUUGCCAUCGGCGUAGGAUACGAUCUUCAGAGGGUGAAAUACGGCCUCGAACGCGAGCUGCUAAACAUUGCAUCGAGCCCGGAUGACAUGAAAAUGAUCGAUUUUGCGAACCUUGAAAAUAUCGUCUUCGAAAUCGUCAAUAAAGUUUGCAAAGUUGCCACCACGCGAAAACCACGUAAGUAAAUCUUUCUUUCAAUCCAAUGUCUCAUUAGUUAAUUAACUAAUUAAUGUCCAUAUUAAGCUAAUGAACUAUAUAGAUGUGCGCGGUGGUAAAUAUGAGUUUAAUAUGUAUAAAUAUGAGAAGUCAAACGCUUACAAGACCUAACCAAAGCUUAUAAAAUUUAUAUAAACUCAAAGGCAACAAUUACGUAAACGUUUUUAUUCGUCUACAAGAGGGUCGCCUUGAAGAAAGCAGCGCCCGAAUAAGAUGUAAGUUUAAAUAUUCAGUUGUCAUGAUUAUCUGUUUUUAUUAUAUAAAGUAUAGUGCUAAAAGAUAUUUCGAGCAUUGAUAAAACUGAUAAUCUCACAUGCGAGAUUAUUUAUGAUAAUUUCACAUGUGAAAAUUAUCGCUUUUCAAUUAUCGCUUUUCUGUAAAAAUUGUCGCUUUUCAAAGACUGUCCUUUAUAUACUGUAAUAAACAGAAAAAUGCAUGGGUGCUUGGAAAUACCAGAUUUAUUUCUCGUGUUGAACAUGAUAUCUCACUCGUUCGCUGCGCGCACCCAUGCAUGUAUUAUUCUCUAUAUAAUACUUUGAAGACAUUAUGAAACCUUCAUGCAUAUUCACAACAUGUCGUAUAGCCUUUGCCUUGGAGUUUGUGUGAUGAUUUACAUUUAAAUCUGCAAAGAUCAAAUUUUUCUUGAAAUUUAGACAAUCAUGGAAAUAAUAUACGUAGACUCUUAUAAAAAGCAUACAUAUUUAGCAUUGUUGGAGGCAGGGGCGUAGGAACAGGGGGGCAGGGGGGGGAAGGCCUCCAAGUUUUGCCAAGUGCCCUUUUUCCGGGAGCAAAGUGCCCUUUUCUUGCGUGAAAAAUGUUUUAAGGAUUGCCUUUUUUUGCCCAAAGGGCACUUUUCAAAACUUGAAUUUCGGUUAUUUUCCGGAAAAUUUUUUUAUUUCCGGGAAAAAUAUGAUAUAUCCGAAAUUUUUUUUUCAUAUUAGGAAAUUUGGAUAUAUCCGGAAAAAUUUUUUUGGUAUGUCCGGAAAAAAUUUUUGAGACCUCCCCCCCCCCCACCGUCGCCAACAUUUCCGUGAAAAAUUUUUAGAUGCCCUUUUUUAUUCGGAAAGUGCCCCUCAAAGCCUUCCCCCCCCCACUUUUAGAAGCUUCCUACGCCCCUGGUUGGAGGCCAGUUGUUAAAUAUAUUGGUCAUGCAGUAACAUAAACCUUUGGUAGUGAACUCAUGAUCAUGCACACAUCAACAUUGUAUAGGGGGGGGGGGACAUUUGGGAAAUUAUUGUUUUGUCUACGAAUUAAUUUCCAUGAUUGUACAGGAAGAAAUUUGAACUAAACUAACUUUAUUUAUACUGGAUAGCUCUAUCAGUUCGAAACUUAUAUAAUCCGUCCUUAUUAAUUACCAAUUCUAAUACCUUUAGGCUUUACAUAAUAAGCUGUACCUAUCUAUCCAUUCCCAUUACAUAUUAUUUCAGGUUGCCAUAAAGAUAUUCUCAUCAUGUUGGACAGUUCCAAUUCUGUUGGGUCAACAUAUUUUGUAAACAUACAGAAAUUCCUAAUAAAACUUGUCGAAAAAAUGAAUGUGCGUAAAGACAGCACACAAUUUGGUUUCAUCACAUUCUCAAAUUCAACUAGAACCAAGAAAUUGUUGGACGUUGGCGACAUACCAGAUCCAACAGAAUUAAUAGAUUGGUUGAAAAAGAUUAGCUAUGGAAGAGAACUGAUGGGCGAUCAUACCAGGACAGGUCUUGCAUUUCAGAUAGCAAACAAUGUAAGUCAACGUUUUGCUUGUAAAAACACACCAUGUUAAAGUAGCCACCUGAGUUAAUGAAUGAAAAUACAUGGUUAGGAAACUUCUAAAAUUUCUUUGUUUUAGGAUCACAGUUAGAAAUUCUUUUGUGUUGCUAUUGUUUUACAUCAGCUAAAGCGAUUGGUGCGUAUAGGGCACGGGCACGAAGUGUUUGAUUUGGAUUUAAGCACUCACAACGAAUUGUGAUAUUUCGAUAAACGUGUUUCAAUAGAUGUUUCUGUUCCAUCCUUUAGCCAUUUCUAACUAGUUUUUAAAAAAUUAUGCAGGUUCAAACCCCGUUCCACCUCCAUGUGUGUUUCUUCAAUAACUUCUUCUAAGUUUGCCGGCUUGCGUACUUGAAAUACAUGCAUGAAGCAACCCUUCGCGUAUAUUUUCAAAAAAUUGAUUAACAUGAAGUAAUUGGCCAACAUUGAACACAGGCUCGCGUUGUGCUUCAAGUGUUGCCACAGCAACGAUGAGUUAACUAUAUAUAUAUUACAUUUAUUUGACAUGUAAUAUAUAUAUAUACAGCACGAGCGGCCGCGUUGUAUCAGAUAUGAUAUGUACAAACUCGAGCCGAAACAAGAAAUUGUGACAUUUUAAAACCAACUUGCACCAUUUUGAAGUUAGAUCGCACGCAUCCUCAUUUUCAACCAAUCUUAUCGAAGUGCUGACCUUAGCCAAUCAAUCGAAUUAAAUUAUAAAAUUCAAAUAGCCAAUCAAUUGUUAGGAACAUACAAAUAAAUCACCUCUUAAUCAACUUGUUUUUAAAGAUGUUUAGUCAAACAAGUCCUUUAAAUGCCCGCGAUACAGUACAGGAUGUUGUAUUGUUGUUCACCGACGGAGAACCACGAAGCCCAAAAGGAAGUGAAGUGGAGAAAGCAAUGGUUGUUACUGAAACGAAUAAACUGAAGGAGAAGCACGUUACAAUUGUAGGCGUGGCAGCUGGAACACCCAAGCUGAUUAAAACGUUCAAAAAGGACAUUCAAAGCUGGGUAACAGACUCAAGCGAAGUAGCAGAAACGUCGUUGGAGACGUUGGACAAAGAUGUGGACAAACUAGUGAAUAAGCUAUUUAAUAUUUUGUGCAAACCGAAAGCAGGUGAGUGCUGCAAAGGUCGAAAUUUACGCUAUAAACCAAUUGCCAAUUCCAACUGCGUAUCCAAAUGACGCGUUCUCAUGCGUCAGGAGAAAUUGCAGCUGAACAGGAUGUGAGUACGGGAGCGUAAAUCCUGUGGGGGAGGGGGUGGGGGGGGGUGUGACAACCCCCUAACGUUUGAGAAAAGCAAUCUUGUAGGGCAAAAUUAUCAGAUAUUCAAUACUUUGUUGGGCAAAAAUACAUUCAAAUCAUGUUGAGUACAAAAAACCUAGCAGUCCAAGUUUAAGCAAAUUUUUAAAAUUUGCUAUUCUGAUAUAAGUCGUUUUCUGACCAUCAGAGUUAGGUAAAAUCUUCCCCCAAAGUGCACGGAGUGGCGUUUCAUGCAGAGGCUCUAAAUCUCACAAUUUUCCGGGAGAGCAUGUCCCCAUACUCCCUAGGGGUCUCGUAUUUUUGGCACUCGAUACUUGUGCCUUUGCAUCAUCGUCCCUAGACCAACGGGACUAUAUAGGUCUACUGCAAUGAGCAAUGGAGCAUAUGCAUAAGGAUGGUGUCUUCGACAGUACCGCUGCAGAACCUCAUAAACUUCUUUAGUUUUCCCAGCAUCUUUACGUUCUUAACGCUUACAGGCUAGAUAUUUGAAACCUAAAAAAAUAAUAUCGUUGAAAAGCUUAUACAUAGCUUGUGCUUUAAUUUAAAACAGACAAUAGUUAAAAAAUAGGAUUAAGCAUUAAAAUAACUCGAGAAUAUCCUCAAGAUAAAAAUUAAUGUUCCCUUGUUGUCACGUCACCAUAUCCGACCAGAGUUAUGGAUAUCCAAGAUGGCGAAUAUUUUCCAAGAACGAUAAAGAAUACCUGUAAGAAGCUUUUGAAAUAUAUUGAAUCUCUCUUCCAAAUAGAUGAACUCAGUUUUCAUUGCUACUUCCCUUUAACAUGAGUAUCAUUUUUCUUUUAUCUCCAGUCUGCAAAGGCGAUAGUGGUGGCAGGUAACAUUUACAAAAUAUAUGAAAAAAGGUGAAAUCACAACCCAGGUCGAAUGGGUAGUCCCAAUAACAUGCACCGGGGGUGCUUCUCAUACCGUGGAUCCACCUAUUAAUGCUAAGCCUGGAGAUAGAUUUGCAAUUGGCCUGGGCAAACACGCGAUUACUUACUCGAGCUAGACGAGCUCGUACACUGACGAUGCUGGAAAGAAUGUAGAUCUCAAACACAGAAUACAAAAGUCCAUCUCCAUUGUUUUUUGCGUAAGUGUUAUUCGUCAUGAUUCGUCACUCAGCAAGUACCGUAAACAGAAGCAGUAACCCCCCUGGACGUGCGCCAUUUUGAGUAUUUCCAGGGGGGGACUGCUUCUGUUUACGGUACUUGCUGAGUGACGAAUCAUGACGAAUAACGCUUACGCAAAAAAACAAUGGAGAUGGACUUCUGUGUAGUAUUCUGUGUCUCAAAUGUCCUGUUCAGUUUACUGUUGCCAGUAUUAAAGUGAUAAUAACUAAAGAUCUUUUACAACUUUUUAAUCAGUAUCUUGCAAUUCGCAUAGAGAUUAUAAAAAAGGGAGCAUUGCGGGGUAGAUUCAAUCAAACGAAAGACACAAAUUGACAUAGAGAUAAUAAAAGAAUCGACUGGGCAUUACAGGAAAAUUUCAGGCAAACGAAAGGGACAAAUUGAAGUUUGCUAAUGCCGGGGGCAAAUUUGAUCAUGAGUUAUACCAGGAAGUAAAACCAAGAAAAUCUAUUUUGCACCUUUUGGCUACAAUUCAAAAGUAUCAAUCCUGGUUUUAUCAACAGUCCUGACUUGUUUUACAUUUAUUUAUGGCAAAAAUUUGAGAAAUUUCCGUUUUAUAUCGUUGAAAAUGAUGAAAAUUAGGACGGCUGAAGUCACGAAGAAAACACCGCUAUUCAACAUCGAAAAAAAGCCGUUUAAAACAUUUCUACCGUUCCAAGACUUGUUUUAUUUUAAAGUCCAGGUAUUCUUGUUGAGUUGGCCUCGCAUGCUAUCUAUCAAAGAUAAGAUCCGUGCUAGAAUAUGGAGCAGCAAUUUGGGGCGGUCUGCCACAAUACCUUGCGGACGAAAUCGAGAGUACGCAAAAUAGAUAUCUAAAAAUAUAUAGAAUCCCUGGAUAAUUUAAAAUCAUUAUGAGAGACAAGAGACCAUAUUGCUAUGGAGGAACUGAAACGAAUUCAAAUUGAUGCUACUCAUCCGAUCCUGUCAUAAGUUUAUCCCUUUGCCAACAUCUCAUACUCAUGAUCUGAGAAGAAACUCUGGUAUUCCAUACACAAUAUCACACACUAAAAGACAUGAACAAUCUUUUAUCCCAAGGGCAAUUGCUCUUUUAAAUAAGUAUGAACCAAAUUAGACGAUAGAUUAUUCUAGAUACUAAUAGAUAAUAUAUAUAGUCGUGUUUACACUACCAGCCUUGGCCUGACCUAGGCCUACAUUUGGACAGUGUAAACAGACCUUGGCCUAGCCUUGGCCUGACCUAGGCCAGGAAAUCUGAGCUCACUACAACCGGUGGUCUAGGCUUGUAGAAAUGUAAACACUUUCGGCCCUGGCCUGGGCCUUAUUUUCAUGGCAACGUGUGCCCGCAGUGAGAGAUUAGCGGCCAACCAGCGAACAUACACACAUUAACAGGGUGUUAGCUAGGCGGCCGUCCGACCGUCCUACGGACGGCCACUUCUGAGUUCGGACUGCUAAAUUUUAAUGGACACCCAUGGACGGCCAAAGGGAAUAUUUUCUUUAAAUAGCAAUUUACAAGCUUUGUAAUAUUUCUUGAAUACUUCGAAUUGUUGUCAUCUGCUGUUUACUUUACUUAUGGUAUAUGUUUUCAUACUUUUUCCCGUCGAAAACACGUUAAAUAUGGCUAAAUUGAACUAUCGACAGACGCGUGUGGAUCGAAAAGUAAAAAGGUUCAACGAAUAGAACAAAAAAUUGUGGCUACGCCCAGAAACAUGUGACCACGCCCACAAAAAUGUGGGCGAGAGAGGUUACUGAUCUGAGAGAUUCUGGCAGGCCAUUCCAUAAAGAGGCUCCACUGUGACUAAAGGAGCGUUUCAAACAAUCUGUGCGUGGUUUUUGGGCUUAGAGUUUACCAUAAGAAUCUAACCUGAGAGAUUCUUAUUGAGGUUAUAAACACUCUCACUAGGAGAAAACAUCUCUUAUAAAUAGAAUGGUGUAUGUUUGUUAAUAGUAUUAAACAUGAGGAUUGCCUUUUGCUUUAAUCGCUUAGUGGACAUCGAUUCCCAAUUGAGUUCUUCAAGAAGAGAACUUGAUGAAAUAUCAUAAGAUGAAUGGGUAAUAACACGUGCGGCUCUAUUCUGUAAUUUUUGUAAUGGGCACAAUAGGAAAAAUAGGACUCCACCAAACUUUGGUAAACUCGAAUUGCAGUUUCAUGAUAUUUCCAAGUCAAGUUCUCGUCAAUUGUCAAACCCAAUGAUUUAGACUUCAACACUCUAUUAAUCUGUUUAUUAUUAACACAUACUUCCACAUUCUGAUUAUCAAAGGUUGAAAGUUUUUGUCGAGAUCUAAUAAUUAUAAAUUCAGUCUUGGCAAUAUUUAACCUUAACUUAUUUGCCUCUAGCCAUGUGUUUAAAUUGGCUAUUUCAGCAUUCAUAAGAUUUUGUAGCUCAGAAAGAUUAUUACUUUGCAUGCUGAUGUUCGUAUCAUCAGCAUACACUCUAGGUAAACCCUCGUUCAAGCAGUUAGGCAAGUCAUUGAUAUAGAUAAAAAACAAAUUAAAAGUGGGUCUAUACUAGUGCCCUGCGGAACUCCAUUGGAGAUAGAACGACUACCAGAGAGUUUCCCAUUUACGUAGCAUUUCUGUUUUCGAUUGUUUAAAUAAGAAUUAAACCACGAUAGCGCAUUGUCAUCUACACCAUAACACUUGAGUUUACGUAUAAGAAUUUCGUGAUCAAUUGUAUCGAAAGUUUUCUUUAUGUCAACGAAAAUCACUCCAUUAAGCAAACCCUUAUCAAUAUUUACGCACCAGUUAUUAGUCGACUCUAAUAAAGCUGUAACGUACUAUAUGAUGCUCGAAACCCGGAUUGAUAGUUCGACAGUAAUGCAUGAGUCAAUUCUAGGAGUAACCAUCCCCCCUCCCCGGGAACAUAUCCGGACAUUUGAUUUGAUUGGUUACGAUAGUGUAAAUGCCCGGGUGCCGGGAUACAACUUGAAGACUAAUGCACGGCCCUUGGGCAAGCUGAGAGCGGAAAAUGCCCCACCCCGAGGACGAUUUUAAACGUUAAUUAAACUUUUAAUGACAUAUAAUAGCAUAGUCAUAAUAGUCAUUUAAUAACAUUAUAGUAUUAAACUGCUAUGGAAUAUUAUAAAACUUUAAUAUAAACUUGAAUCUUGCUAAGAGUGGUUAAAAGUAUUUAAAUUAAACAAUAAAAUCAUAAACCUUCAAUAGUUGUAUUUAAAUUUGCAUGGCACAGGUUAUAAUUUUCGCUUAUUCUGACAUUAAAUUUCACGCCACCUUGACCACGAGGGCGCAAAAUACGAUCAGCGCGCCCACAUGCGUGCCUGAAACUGGGUUUUGCUGCCUUAAAAUUUGCGGGUAGGAUUCUGGGCAACCAUUUGUCACAUCCCCGGGGUCCUUAGCGACUAUAAUGAUACCCGGCCCCCGUGCACGUAUAUGAAAGGCAAAUUCCCGACCUCCGCCAACUGUCUAUCAGGCAAAUUCCCGGGGGGGGGGGGAUGGUUACUCCAGGAAUUGACUCAUGCAUUAUUUAAUACUGAGAUGUGGAAUUGUAACGAAAUGGAGAGAUCUUUUGAUUUUUGAAAUAUCGCAAACUACAAACGGAACAAACCUUGCUUGUAAACAAUGCUACUCGGACUGUUAUUAUGUAAAAGCGCUGUGAAAUUUCCCAAUUCCAACAUUGCCAUUGACUUCGCUGAAACUUGAUGCUCAAGAAAUAUGUCGAAGUAUACUUCCCUGUUAUCAAACCUACUGUAAAAUAAUCCGACAAUAGCCUCAAAGAUAAGUCAAAGAUUCUUCUAGCUGUGCGUGUAUGUUUAUACAAAUACAAAAUAUUGUAUGUGACUUAAACGGACCUUAAACUAGUACUGGCUAACUCGGUCAGUUCUAACCUUCUAGAGGUCCCGUGAGGACAGUAUGGCUUAGUAUUAUCACAGCCGUGCUUCUGUAUAGUCUCUAUAUUCUGUGGUAUUACUACAGACGAAGCUGGAUAAUCUCGGCCGUGUUUUUGAAGCCAAAAAUAGCGGGAAUUGAAACCAUAGAUAAUUGAAACCCGUCUUGUAGCCGGGUAUGUCCUACAUAGGCCCCAAUUGAGUACAAAAAAUUUGGCCGACUAUUUUUUAAACCUGGCUUUACCAUGGCUCUAAACCCCCGUUCAAAACUACGCUCAAUUUUUGGUACGGCACGGAUAAAAUUGGUACCCGUACCACUAGAGCAAGUGAUCUUUCAGAAUAAGCAAAUUUUAGAAACACAUCAUCAUAAAAGCAAAGUUAUUGACGAGUCAAAAAAAAAACACCAGCAAACUUUUCUGGACUAAACACAAAAUAAUAUGGAGUACAAUUGCAUCAAUCUUUCCUUUCAUUUCGUUUCUAGCUUUCAAGUAGGGACCGUAGGGUAUUUACAAAUUUACCAUUAAAAUGAGCAUUUACGUGCAAAAAUUGAAUCGAUCGGAAGUCAUUUUUAGCUCCCGCGAAGCCCAUGCACGGGUGUUUUAUAACUACAAGAGAUAACUCGAGAUCUUGGUUUCACCCAAUCAGCCGUUUAGCUGGAGUUAUCGUUCCAGUUCACUGGGUGCAACUCUUUCAUUGUGUUCUAUUUAAUUUCCGUAGGGUAACUGUGCGGUAGAGUUGGUUUUGGUAGCUCGCAAGUGAAAGUAUUAACUAUUAACUACGAUACUCGAAUUGAGAGAUGCGCAGAUUCUUACACACUGGUGAACACUUAAUUAAGGAACUCUUUACGGAUUAGAUAGAGCGUAACCAUGGGACUGUGGUUAAAGCUAGUGUAAACUAAACUAUAAUGUCUAUAAACUUAGAGUAAUAAAACAAUGAUGUUCUUAUAUGAUUGUUAAAGAUCUUGUAACUGUGAAGGAUUAAUUAAAAGAUUUUUGCUUAAUAUUUUGUUCAUGGCAUAUAGUUUGUUGUGUUAUUGAUAGGUAUGUACCAAAAGGUUGGGUGCUAAUUAUCUUUUAUGGCAUUCGCAUAACACUGAACUAAAAAAGACAGGUGGCGUGCGACAUGUGACUGCGACCAGCCAAUUAGAUCACAGAACGCUAUGCUACUGUCCCACUCGCCUCGGCGGCUCGUGAGCCACUUAGUGUUCUUCCCACAUUAUGACGUCAUAUUGUGUAUCUAUAACUGAACAGACAACGGCAAAAUCUUAUCUACUUGUCAAAUAUUUUGCAGACAGAGACAAACUAACUAGAUCACACUUGUAUUUUCUCAACAUAUGGUUAUGUCUCAGACGCAUGCAAGUAUAACAUAUUUAGCGGAGGAAUUAGUAAUCAGUUGUGAACGAAGGAUUACUGGAAGUUUGCGCAAUUUAUUCUAGGUCUCCCCAGGCGCAGUCGUAGAGUUGGUAUUACUACAAAGAAAAUUGGUAAGUUCGAGAUUCCGAAAGAUAGUAUUUUAUCAAAAUCCAACUCAUACUUAUAGACUGCAUCCCGCCAUCUUGGGCUAUUUAAGUACUUUUUGAAAGACGUGACAGACAAAUACGCAAUUGACAAAUAUGGACAUAUAUAAACAGCGUCGUUAUUGAUAUUCAAUUCCCUACGGUUAAACAGAUGUUGUUCAUCUUACAGGCGAUAUUUGCAUAUAUUGUGUCGUAAUAUCGUGUUUUACACGCGAAAAAGUUUUAUUCAAAGAUAAACCAUAAUGCGUAGCAGUUCAUCUUUGCCAAAUUAAACUGACAAUGCUAUAACUCCCAAACGAUGCUCCCAAAGCGAUUACUUUACCCAUUAGCCUUUGCGACACGUAUCGCAUACCAGUUACUUUGGUUUGUGUCUAAACCCAAAAAAGAUAUCUCAAACGUGGUGGUCCAGUGUAGGUAGUAUUCUACAAUAAGCUGUCGUGGUUUGUGUCUGAACUACCUGAAAAAGAUAUCUCAAACGUGGUGGUCCAGUGUAUAGGUAGUAUUCACAAUAAGCUGCCGUGGUUUCUGUCUGAACUACCUGAAAAAGAUAUCUCAAACGUGCAGGUGGUCCAUGCAGUGUAGGAUCUCAAACGUGGUGGUACAUGUUGGGUAGUAUUCUAUAAUAGGCUAUCAUGGUUUCUGUUUGAGCAAGAAGUGUUUUCUCCUUAAACAUCGAAAUGUUUUAAAUCUUUUUGUCACGGCAGCUUAUAAUAUUAGUUUAGAAAUAAGCUUAGAAAUAUUGCGAGGAAAGCUUGAAACAUCUGGUUGGUACUACAGUCUAUAUCGACAGGCACAUAUUGGCAUCUCGAUCGACACAACAAAGCAGCACUUGUUUUCGUUGUUCAACGCAGGAACCUGAGCUUCGGAUGUCUUUGAGCUGAAUAACAGGUAAAAAAAUGUAUACCAUUAAAAUGUUCAUAUCUAGUGUAGUUUAAUUAAUAUUAGUAGCACUGUGGCAACAGGCAAGUGCAUGUAUCAGGGCCAUCAAUCAUUUAAACUAGUACGUACGCAGUUUUCCGAUAUAGGUUCCAACUCAGUAACUCACGUUCGCCCUAGGAGUCCAUUAAUCGGCAACCCUUAUUGAUAAAGUGUAAUUUGUCCUCAGAGAAAGCCUACGGUGUUCCUUGCAAUGAAAUAGAAGCACUCUGAAUGUUCGUUUAUUCUCACACAUGAAUGAAGAUAAAUUAUCAGCAUAAAAACCCAUGAAAAGUGAACGUUCAUCCUGCCAUAUUCUGAAUGCAUUUUACACGUUUUCUACUGUAUGACGCACCAAUCCACAAUGACAUUUAGGCACAACUAUUGAGUAGAACCGAUGUUUCAAAUUCAUUAUUUAAGAGCAAAUCAACCUUUAGCUUAAUGCCAUUUCCCAUAAAUAAUGAUUUGUGUAAUUUUUACAGUAGAUUACAGAUAUUUUACAGCACACUCCAUACUGGUUACAUUAUGAAUAGAUAGAUAGAACCGAGGUAGACUUUGAGCUUACAAAUGGCGCUUGAGCAGCCGCUAUUAGUCCAUACCCCAUUAAUGAUCUGCCUCAGACCUAUGAGCCUAUUAUAACCCACCCUGUCAACUUUCCCUGUGGGAGGAAACACGCAGUGCCCGGAGAAAACCCACGACUUUCGGCAGAGCGUUGACUUUACUCUUUUCACAUGAGGACUGGGUUCGAGCCACAUUGAGAAGUUCUCACUGAGAUUUGAACCUGCGGCCUUUAUAGAGGUGAAAGGCAAGUGCGCUAACCACUUGGCCACCGAAGCCCCAUAGUCAUGUGUGCAUGAGAUGAUCUUAUAAUUCUCUAUGAAUCUAAAUUACAGUAGACAUGUCACCGAUAUUAUAUCACGGUUGACAGUGAAAAAUAGCAGGAAAGGCACUUUCCGCGGGCUUGUAAAUUUUCUGGCAAUACAAGACCUCACACCCUCCUAGCCCCAUCUCAACAGUCAACUCCACCUCUAUACCUCCACUUCAAUCACAAAAUCCCUUGGCGGUCCCUAUAACUGCAAGUGAACAAACUCGUUUCCCAGUGGUGAAAAAGCACAUGCCUAGCCAUUGUUGCCACCAAUUAACAUCAUCCAUUUUAUAAUCUGUUCAUAGGAUGAGAGUUAAACAAAACAAACACAAACCAAUCAUAUUCGGCAACUGUCAAGAAGUUUUGGCGACGGUUAUAAUGUUUUACUUUGCCUCAAAUAUCGUUUUCGGAGAGGAAGAGAACGAGACUGAAUUUUGCAGAAGAGGAUGGUCUGAAUUCGUGAACGACAGGAAAAAAUGGGAAAGAGAAUGUUUAAAUGAAGAUAGUCUGAGAGCUUCAUUGUGUUGUAAGGCUACAGCUGGUUAUCUUGAACAGCGAUAUGAAAACUAUAUAAAGUGGUGUCCCAUUGUGGGUAAGUUCUUUGACGUAGCUACAUCAGGCAAAAAAUGA
Paramuricea clavata is the source of this 14653-nucleotide messenger RNA. The record is from the annotation of a GenBank genome assembly. Lineage: Eukaryota; Metazoa; Cnidaria; Anthozoa; Malacalcyonacea; Plexauridae.